This is a messenger RNA of Drosophila pseudoobscura, 721 nucleotides long. RefSeq lists its product as uncharacterized. Bases 295 to 696 code for a protein of 133 amino acids. The record is from RefSeq and is a predicted model, not a curated record. The transcript is spliced from 4 exons. Lineage: Eukaryota; Metazoa; Arthropoda; Insecta; Diptera; Drosophilidae.
ACGAGCACUACCCACCCACCCACAACACACUACACAUCUAGUUUAACAUUUUACCUCUCCCUCUAACGAAGGACCUGCCUUCAAGCGGGGGCACGUGAUCGAGGACCUCACCCUAGACGAUGGCAAUGCUUGUCCCAUCUACAACGACAUGAUCCUGGGGCGCGAUCGUGGGCUGAACGAGAAACUGGAUGCUCAAAACGUUUUGAAUGCUAUCAUUCGGGGGCGCCUAGCUGAUGGAAAUGGGGUCUUCGGUGAGGGCAGAGGCUACUGAAACGCAUCCUCGGUUGAUCCUUGAUGAUGGCCAUCGCGCAGUCCUACGACUUCACGGAUCACAAGCUUUGUGGAGCUGCACGCUGGCCCUGGGCCAAACCAUCUUCAAGAUAUUCAAGAAAAUUGUACCGGACCUGCCUUCAAGCGGGGGCACGUGAUCGAGGACCUCACCCUAGACGAUGGCAAUGCUUGUCCCAUCUACAACGACAUGAUCCUGGGGCGCGAUCGUGGGCUGAACGAGAAACUGGAUGCUCAAAACGUUUUGAAUGCCAGCUUGGAGUGGAGGAGAAUCCGUGGGAGUUUCGGUUAUCCGCAGGCCAGCCUCUGGCGCGGACGUGUUCAACAGCUCGGCGAGCGAGUGUGUGCCAUCCGACUGAUUUGUUGCCACCAAUGACCAGACUAUUGUGUAGUUUAUAUAUUUUAUAAGGAAAUACAAGAUAAAACGAGUGCA